Helianthus annuus (common sunflower) is the source of this 1284-nucleotide messenger RNA. RefSeq lists its product as uncharacterized. NCBI's taxonomy places the organism in Eukaryota, Viridiplantae, Streptophyta, Magnoliopsida, Asterales, Asteraceae. The record is from RefSeq and is a predicted model, not a curated record. The transcript has 2 exons. The coding region runs from base 1 to 1284 and encodes 427 amino acids.
AUGCCUCCCAAGACAAAGCUGCCCCCAGGCUUUGAUCGCUAUGACGGAACGAGAGAUCCAGAAGAUCAUCUGCAUGCCUUCCGAGGAGCGGGGCAGCUGGGAAGGUGGUCCAUGCCAGUAUGGUGCCACAUGUUUGUGCAAACCUUAACAGAAGGAGCCCGGCUGUGGUUUGAUAGCCUCCCUCCGGGGAGCAUAGACAGCUACGAAGAGUUAAGCGAAAAAUUCCUCAGGAAUUUUGGCCAACAAAGGAAGGUGGUCAAGAAUCCCAACGAAAUCCUCCACAUCAGGCAAAGGGACAACGAGCGAAUAGACCAGUACAAGGAAAGGUUUGUCAAAGAAAGCAUGAACAUCAAGGAUGUCCCGGAGGUCAUGAAAAUCAGUAGUUUCAUAAAUAGGCUGAAGCAUGCACAGCUGUGCGAAAAGCUGGGAGAGGAGUUCCCACCUUCCUUCGACAAUCUCAUGGACAGGGUCAGGGCUUUCGUCCGGGGAAAGGAUACGGUCAGCAAAGCUAAGGAGACAGACACCACACCCCGAAGGGCCGCCCCAACAGCAAGACCCCCUGAGAAAGGUACUCCCUAUUCCCGAAAGCCUCCCUUUGAUAGAAUGUUGCUUGACAGGGCAAGGCCCUCAUACUCCCCCUACCGACCCCGAGGGAGAGGCCCUCCCCCUUACUCCGACAGCUUCACCCCACUCGUUAAGACUCCAAGUGAGAUACUGGCCACGGAAAGAGUGAAGAAUUCUUUCCCAAGACCACCCCCCAUAAAGCCAGGACCCAAAGCACAGCCGAACGAAUACUGUGAGUUUCAUAAGGGCUUCGGGCACAAAACCGAUGACUGCAUGUACCUCAAGAGGGAAAUAGAGGCUGCAGUGAAAACGGGAAGACUGGCCCACCUGGUCAAGGAAAUCAAAGAAGGGGGAUGGGAUCGUAAGGGAAGAGACGCAAGAGAGCCUGGGAGGGCAGAUGUUGAUAUGAUAAGGAGGAGAAAUGAAUUUGAUGUUACCCGAAGUGUUAAGGCCAGGAUCCUAGGCUCUCCGAACUGCAUGAAAACUCCCAUCCUUAUGCCGUACUUAGAAGAAAGCGAAGUGCAACGACUUCCGCUGAAUAUCUCAGCUGUGAUAGCUGGACACAAAGUGUCUAGAAUACAUGUGGACGGAGGGUCAGGCGUCGAGCGUAUCACACCCUCUGGGAAAGAUCAGGCUCCCAUUUACAGUUGGUGUAGGGGACAGGAUCCGGACGAUCAAUUUAACCUUCACUGUAGUUGUAGGUCCCUUCACGGAGGAUGA